AUGACGCUUUGGAGUGAAAUAAAUGAGAGCUUUUUCGGAGUUAACAUUGUAAUUCUGAAAAUUGCCGGUGUGUGGAUACCCGAUCAAGGGGAAGGUUAUGCAUUGAAAUGGUUCUAUUGGAUAUACAAUGUGGCGACAAAUGGAUUCUGUCUCGGAAUUUUUAUGCCCUGUGAAUUUUUGGCGUUUGGACGGUCGAGACAUAGACUGGAGGACGCAAUAAAGAACGCCAGUGUGGCGGUGACUCACUUACUCGGUGGGAUGAAGGUGUUAGUUUGGUUAAAGAGGAGGAAAGUUAUUCUUCGCAUGAUCAGCGAGCUUGAAGAGCAAGCUCUUCAGUAUGACGAGAUAGACGACUUUCAGCCUCGGAAAACGCUUAUCGCGGAUAAGAGAACUAAAAACAUUACGACCUUAGGAUUUCUAACUUUGGGAGCUUCCGUGUCGAUCACAGCACUUUUGGGCGCAACCGCCGUUUUGCUAAGAGAUUACGAACGGCACGAAGAGAUAACCGUGGACGCCAGUAAUGUUACUGCGUACAAAUACACGCAGCCAUUACCGUACUGGGCAUACAUGCCGUUCGAUUACACAACGUCUCGCACGCGCUUCUUCUGGGCUCUCGUUUACAAUUGCUUUACGGCGUAUCAGCAGGCUUGGACCAUUGUAGGUAUUGAUACUCUUUUUACUGCGCUCGUAAGCAAUAUAGGACUGCAACUGACAAUUUUGCGAGGGGCUUUUAAAACCAUAAGAUCAAGAUCGGUUAGGUCUGUAAAGAUGGCUAAUGAACUGUAUCCACCAAAUCCAACGUUGGUGGAUGAGGCAAUGGACAGGGAAAUGAAGAAAUGCGUUAGGCAUCUUCAGCUCAUUUUUGACACGUGCAAGAGGAUGGAAGAAGUUUUUACCUAUUUAACAUUGACACAAGUGAUAAUGUCCGAAAUUAUAAUCUGCACAUGUCUUUAUCUGGUUUCCUCGAUACCGAUUACCAGCAAGGCGUUCGCAACAGAACUGGUUUACUUGGUCGCUAUAGAGCUACAGAUUGGACUUUAUUGCUUUUUCGGGAAUAAGGUAACAAUAAUGGGUGAAGAUAUUUCGCUGGCCUUAUACGAGGGCGAUUGGUUAUUGGCGAACAGCUCCUUCAAGAAAAGUAUGCUAAUAACAAUGCUACGUAUGAAAAAGCCCAUCUACUUGACUAUGGGAAAAUUCUCACCAUUAACGCUGUCUACAUUCGUUACGAUUGGGAAAGGAUCAUACUCGUUCUUUGCGGUAUUAAAAAACCACAAUGCGUAGUGCCCAAAACCAUAAACGGAGGUUCUGCACCACGUAGAAUAUUAAAAUAAAAUAUUAAUAUUAAUAUUAAAAUUAAUUGCACGAGAACGUGUAAUCAAUCGCAUUAUGUAACCUAAUUUGAUUAGCAAUCCUUCGCAAAAUUACUAUCUAGGAGCUAUAUACGAUUAAAUAUCAAUUAGCGUAAUUUGCUAGAAGUACAGUUUGUUUUAAGUAAGUAAAUUUGAAACACUUUUUACCUUAAGAAAACACAAAUGUGUCAUUACCUGCCAACGCAGUGUAACUUUAAAAGAAGUACCUGAUAAGUACUUCCGCGUUCUGCUAUUGCGACAUCGCGUAGGCCUUGACCGUGACGAAGUUAGACCAGGAAACAAGAAGAUGGCAACAAACUUGUAUACCGAAGAAAUGGGACACGUCAUGUUAAAUUCGCACGUAGUGAAAGAAGAGUUUUAUGAAGAUAU
This is a messenger RNA of Photinus pyralis (common eastern firefly), 1739 nucleotides long. Its product is annotated as odorant receptor 94a-like. Gene Ontology annotation, biological process: detection of chemical stimulus involved in sensory perception of smell; sensory perception of smell. Lineage: Eukaryota; Metazoa; Arthropoda; Insecta; Coleoptera; Lampyridae. The coding region runs from base 1 to 1281 and encodes 426 amino acids. The transcript is spliced from 6 exons. Gene Ontology annotation, cellular component: plasma membrane. The record is from RefSeq and is a predicted model, not a curated record. Gene Ontology annotation, molecular function: odorant binding; olfactory receptor activity.